AUGGGUCUGUUCGAGUACCUGUCGAGUGCCCUCUCGGUCGCCGUGGAGCUAAACUACUACGUGCUAGGCGCGGGCGCUCUGUACCUCCUCGCGAAGAUCGUCGAGUUCAAGGCUAUAUCCAGAUUCGGAUCCGGCGAUGAGCUCUUCGCAAAGCGCGUCAGGCCAGGGUACUCGCUGGUGCUUGACCUCGACGGCACGAUUUUGCAUUCCGUCCAAACGAGGGGCAACAACACCACGUCGUCCAUCGCCCUAAAUGUUGGCAAACGAGUUCGCCACUUCGUGGUGUACAAGCGUCCGCAUCUGGACACCUUCCUGAUGGAGAUGCGCAAGCGCUACGAGAUCGUGCUGUACAGCGCGUCGCAACCGCUGUACGCAGACGCGUGCCUGAACUACGCGUGCGUCAACCACCUCUUCGACAGGAAGCUCUAUCGCAACGACUGCAUCGUGGGCCACGGCGGCGCGUUCGUGAAGGACCUCUGCAAGAUCAACAGCGACCUGUCGAAAGUGGUGGUGCUGCAGAACCCGCUGCAGUCCAACGCCCACAUUUCCGCGAACAGCCUGUUCAUAGACAGCUGGUCCGGCGGCCGGCACGACACUGCGCUGCUGGACAUCAUGCCCCUGCUGCAAGCGCUGAGCCACGUGGACGACGUGCGCCACAUCUUGGCGUUGCGCCGCAGCGGUCAGCCGGAGUUUUCCCAACGCAGCGUGACACCGCAGGAGAAGCUCAGCGACUCCGCCGCCACGCCGGGCGAGCCGUUCAGCGCGGCCGGGCGCGCUGAGAUCCUGGGUGAGCUGCAGAACUGGGACAACAUCGGAGCUCGCCUGACAACGCGGGUCAAGCGUAUCUUCGACACCAUGGGCCCCGAUACCACGCUGCACAUGCCCGCGCCGAGGGACGGGCCGCCGCGGUUUAACAAAAAUAAUAAGUAG
Messenger RNA from Babesia bigemina, 930 nucleotides. Its product is annotated as NLI interacting factor-like phosphatase family protein, putative. The transcript has 2 exons. Gene Ontology annotation, molecular function: phosphoprotein phosphatase activity. The record is from RefSeq and is a predicted model, not a curated record. Bases 1 to 930 code for a protein of 309 amino acids. Lineage: Eukaryota; Apicomplexa; Aconoidasida; Piroplasmida; Babesiidae.